CGACUGUGUAACUAGAGAGAGAGAGCAUAGAGGCAAGCGGUGGAGGGAGGGGUCCAUGACGCUCAAGUGCGAGAAGCUAACUCAUGGUGUGAUGGAAUGAUAGUUAUGGGGUCUUGAAGUUGUUCGUUCUUCAGGGGUACAAAAUCAAGUUCCACUGUUUCUGACACUGACCUGUCAGCCAUGGGGAAAUCUCCAGGAAAAUGGAUCAAGGCUGUGCUUUUUGGAAAGAAAUCAUCAAAAUCUGGAUUUUCAAAAGAUGCCACAAUUGAAAAGAAGGCAUCCAUUGCGGCCAAGACACCAUCUGGAGAUUCGACUGUGGAUUCUCCAGUGAUUUCAGACUUGCUAUGUCACACAACAACCACCAAUUUACCAAAUUAUGCAGCUGUAUCAUUUUCUGGAAAGCCAGGUGCUGAUACAGAAGGUACCAUAGGGUUUAGUUCAGCAAAUGAUGCUGAAAUAGCAAGGCAAGAACAUGCUGCUACAAAGGCACAGGCCGUUUUUAGGGGCUACUUGGCUCGUCGGGCAUUUCGGGCUCUCAAAGGCAUCAUAAGGCUGCAAGCACUAGUGCGUGGGCACUUGGUUAGGAGACAGGCUGUUGCUACUUUGUGUUGUAUGCAGGCAAUUAUUAAGUUUCAGGCAGUGGUUCGUGGCCGGAGGGUUAGACUUUCUGACAUUGGGCGUGAGGUGCAUAAAAAAAGCAGUCUGGGAGAACCUCAGGAUUCUAAACGGAUGGACUUAUUUGGAAUCAACACAUCUUUUAGGUCAGAGAAGCUAUCCAGAAAUACAUUUGUUAGUAAGCUUCUUGCUUCAUCACCUACUGCUAUGCCCCUGAGCCUCCAUUAUGAACUGCUUGAGCCGAAUUCACCUUUGAACUGGCUUGAACGCUGGUCCUCGUCUCAACUUUGGAAACCACUUGCACGGCCAAAGAAGAUUUUUGAGACAAAGCUUCAAACAAAGCAGGCUAACAUGCAAGUUGUUGACACAGAAGCAGGAAGACCAAAAAGAGGUUUCAGGAAGCUUCCUGCAGCAAAUGUUGACAAUAGACCAUUGAAUUCCUCAGAAUUUGAAAAAUCCAGACGCACAAGGAAAGUGUCAGCUUAUCAAACAGAAUUAGUGUCAGAACAGCCUCAAAAUGAAAUUGAGAAGGUCAAACGCAAUUUGAGAAAAGUUUCUGCACCCGCAGCAGUGGCUUCUGAUGAGUCAGAAUCCAUAACAGGAAAGCCAUGGCAGAGUUCUAAAAAAGUGUCAACCUCUCCCACUGCUGAUGUUUCUGAACAGGGAAUGGAUGAUCCCUCUGAAAAAAUGCAUGAUUCACCUCUCGUAGUGUACAAUCAGGGUGUGACAGAAACACCUCCAAAGUCAUUGCCAGUGCAUGAAUCAAUUGAUGUGCUGCAUGAUGAUCAUCCUGAGGUCGGGCUACAUUCUUUGGAAAACAGUGCUAAGGUUGAAAACAGUCCCUCAGAGAAUGGGUUGAACAUGAAGGAAGAUCAAACUAGCAAGGAAAACCAGAGAACCAGGAGGAGAUCUUUCCCAGCAAAGCAGGAAUAUCCUGAAAAUGUCUCACAGAACAAACCAACCUUGCCAAGUUAUAUGGCAGCAACUGAAUCUGCUAAGGCAAAGCUUAGAGCACAAGGAUCCCUCAAGUCUGGUGAAGAUGGGGAUGAAAAUGGUUUCAUCAGGCGUCAUUCUCUGCCGUCGUCCACCAGUGGCAAAUUGAGCUCCCUGUCUCCUCGGAUGCAAACGCUGAGAAGGUGCUCCAGCCUGGGUGGAGGAGAUGAGUGCGGCAAUCUGCUCUUUCAAAAAAGUCUGGGGCUAGAUGUGUCUAUUUUGGUUGCAGUUUCUUCAUUUGGUUCAAACCACAGUGGUAGAACAUGAAAUAAUACUUGAUAAACAACAUUUUCUUGAAAUAUUCUGUUUUCCCCAUGUUUUGCUUUGCAUUUUGAGGAUUAUGUGUGGGAUGUAUAGUCAUAUAGACCCAGAUCUGCUGGUUUAUUUAACAUCAGUGUG
Molecule: messenger RNA, 2007 nt
Organism: Ilex paraguariensis (yerba mate)
Lineage: Eukaryota; Viridiplantae; Streptophyta; Magnoliopsida; Aquifoliales; Aquifoliaceae
Source: the annotation of a GenBank genome assembly